AUGUUGAUACGAAUCCGUAACAACGUGGGCACUUGGAAGCUUCAAUUGGACACCGACAACGGCGAUAUCGACUACCAAGGCUGGACUGUGAAGGAUGUCUUAUCAGACGGCGCCUUCGAGCAGUACAAGCUGGUGCAACCAUUAAGUUUGGAUCCAUCAGGCACAAAACCACUGUUAAAGACCAAGACUUUACUCGAGCAAGGACUGAGUCACGGAUCAAUGAUCUAUUGCCGUGUCAAAGAACGUGAUCUCUUGGCAGACGAUGAUAGUGACUCCUCGGUGGAAGCAUGCCGUCCGCAACUUGAGAAAAAUAGAACUAAACCCGUCGAGUCUUUGGCCACCAAUAGUCUAUCAGAGCCAUUCAAGGAACCCAAAGUAGCGAGAAAAGCGACAUCCGCUUUACCUUCAAGACCUUCAAGCGAAGUAAUUGAAAUAUUAUCCAGUGAUGAUGAGGGUGAUACUAACAAGAGCAAACGAAAGCCAUCUCCUGUAAAGAAAAAGAGAGCAGCAACCAAGCGGCCAUCUUCUCCAUUCGAUGGAGCUUCGGGUUCCACUUCUGCCAAGAAAGCCAGAACCAACCCUACGUCUCAAUCUUCUGCACCUCAAAAAGAGUCAUCGUCUUCUUCUAUCGAUUUUAAGAUUGCUUCAUACAACAUCUGGUUUGGUCCUCCUGACCCAACGGUUAACCAGCUCUAUCCUAAAGAACGGAUGGAAGCUAUUGCGAAAGUCCUUGAACAGAUCAAGAGGAUGGAUGGAGACUCGCCGCUCUUAUUUGUUGGAUUCCAAGAAAUGACAACUUCCUUGCGAAUGUAUUUGCAGCCACAUCUGGAAACCAUGGGGUAUCGAUUGGCCACACAACCACUGGGGGAUGCAUAUGGUGUAGGACUUGCCGUCUCGAAGCAGUUGGAAGUACUGGAAUCCAAAUUUGUCCCGUACUCCCUAUCCGUACAAGGACGUGGCGUAUUGUUCGCUCGAACAGCUACCCAUUUGUUUUGCACAACUCAUUUGGAGUCAUUCAUCAAUCAGUCCAUGGAUGGAUCGAAAGAACGAGAAGUACAGAUACGACAAGCGGCAUAUUUUUGUCAAGAUCAGUUGACGAAGCAUCCAAACUUGGAGGUUGCCAUGAUUGCGGGGGACUUCAACUGGGACGAUGAACGGAAACGAGGACAAGGACCCAAUAGAGAUCUUCUUGCUGUAUUGGAUGACGGAUGGAAGGAUGCAGGAGAAAAGUUUGAUUAUACCUACGAUGCGAAAGAGAACUGCAUGCUUGCGGGAAACUUGCGCCGACGAUUUGAUCGUUGCAUCUACCUCACUCCAGAAAGCAAGAGGAACAAGGCAAAGGCUGGUUUGAAGAAAUUUGGAAUGGCUCCAAUACAUCCUCCAUUGAUUUGGAAUAAGAGAAACCCGUACAACAAUAGUUUUCGCAAAGUUAAGGUUGGCCCAAGCGAUCACUUUGCCAUUGGCGUCAGAUUCCUGCUGGGCUGA
This is a messenger RNA of Cylindrotheca closterium, 1485 nucleotides long. NCBI's taxonomy places the organism in Eukaryota, Bacillariophyta, Bacillariophyceae, Bacillariales, Bacillariaceae. The record is from the annotation of a GenBank genome assembly.